CACAAGGGAACAACUCACCACUGCUACGUUGGCCCCUUAACAUUACAGCAUCACAAUGAGCUUCUCUAAUCGCAGUAUCUCUCAGUCGGCCCGCUUUGGGGUUCUUUCAUCACCCGGAGUGAAUCGGGCCCGCAGUGUGGCAGGAGGUGCCUCAACUGUCCGCAUGUCAUCGGCUAAUGUGACCAGCUCAGCCUUUGGGGGAUCCUCAGCCUUUGCAGGGUCCUCAUCCUUUGCGGGAUCCCCAGCCUUCAAUGUUAGUGUCACCAGCAACAAUGGCAAGGAGACCAUGCAGAACCUGAAUGAUCGUCUGGCCAACUACCUGGACAGAGUCCGUUCCCUGGAGCAAGCCAACCAUGAACUAGAGCUGAAGAUCAGAGAAUACCUUGACAAGAAAGCAGCAGUUGGCUCCCUGGAUUAUAGUGGUUACUAUAAUACCAUCAACUUACUGCGCUCCCAGAUCAAUGAUGCAACCAUUGACAAUACCAGGCUGGUCCUCAGUAUAGAUAAUGCCAAGCUGGCAGCCGAUGACUUCAAAAUCAAGUAUGAGUCGGAGAUGGCCAUUAGGACUGGAGCAGAAAGUGACAUAGUUGGACUGCGCAGAGUCCUUGAUGAGCUGACCCUCAAUAAAACAGACCUGGAGUUGGAGAUUGAAAGUCUGAAGGAAGAGCUGAUCUACCUAAAGAAAAAUCAUGAAGAGGAACUUGCUGUUGUUCGUAGCAGUGCUAGAGGCAAUGUGGACGUACAGGUAGAUUCUGCUCCUCCUGUGGAUCUGGCACAGAUCAUGACUGAUGUGAGGUCUCAGUAUGAAAGUAUGAUGGAGAAGAACCGCCAGGAGUUGGAAGCCUGUUACAAAGGACAGAGUGAAAAUCUCAACCAUGAAGUUGCCACCAACACAGCUGCUCUCCAGACAUCUAAGACAGCAAUUACAGACCUGAAACGCACAAUACAAAGCUUGGAGAUUGAACUUCAGUCUCUCUUGAGCAUGAAAGGGGCACUGGAAGGGACUUUGGCAGAAACCGAGGCCCAAUACAGGGCUCAGCUCAACCAUCUGCAGGCGAUGAUCACACAAGUGGAAAUGGAGCUUCAAAACUUACGGUCAGAUGCCGACCACCAGUCUUUGGAGUAUAAGAGGUUGCUAGAUGCCAAGACAAGACUGGAAAUGGAAAUUGCCACCUACAGACGCCUACUGGAAGGAGAAGACACCAGAUUUUCCCAGACUGAAACACAGAAAGCUGUUACCAUCGUCAGUAAAGAGCAGAGCUCGAGUUCCAUCAAAAAGGUGAAGACUGUGAUUGAAGAAGUCGUUGACGGGAAAGUGGUCUCUUCUAGAGUUGAGGAAUUGACUGAAACAUCCUAAAGAGAAUCUUGAGAUUGAAGAGCGUGUACCUGAGGAAGGGCAAUAGAAGAAUUGAAGUCAACCAAGAAGUUUGACAGUAAAAUGUCGCCAAUUGUAGCUACGUUUAUAAUAUGACAAAAGAGAGCGUAAAGAAAAAUAAAUGUCAGUGGGUGAUGCCAAAUCCGGCAUAUGUCUAUGUUUGACUCUUCCUUAGGGAUAACGCAUCCGAAUAAAGAAUUUCAAGUGAAAA
Molecule: messenger RNA, 1586 nt
Organism: Xenopus laevis (African clawed frog)
Lineage: Eukaryota; Metazoa; Chordata; Amphibia; Anura; Pipidae
Gene: krt70.S
Product: keratin 70 S homeolog
Source: RefSeq, marked provisional